Rotaria sp. Silwood1 is the source of this 2439-nucleotide messenger RNA. The record is from the annotation of a GenBank genome assembly. NCBI's taxonomy places the organism in Eukaryota, Metazoa, Rotifera, Eurotatoria, Philodinida, Philodinidae.
AUGCACACUUGCUCCAAUGACAUCAUAGCUAAAUUUUACGAGAAUGAUGCACAAGCUGCCAUCGAACUCUAUAAUUUUCAAGAAUGUGGACAAAAUAGUGAAGCAUGCCAAGCAGGAUUCUUCUCAGAUCAAAUACGUAAGGUUCAUUUGGCCUGUUGUGCUGGGUUUUUUUGUCCGGAAGGACAACUCUGCAUGAUACCGUGUCGACCUGGUUCAUAUUGUCCUACAGCAUUGAAAUCUAUCAAUGGAACUUGUCAAAGUUCAGUGUCAUGUCCAUAUUACCCACCAAAAACUUAUGGAAUCUACGGAUGCGGUGGCUCGACAUUCGAAGGAUUUUGUCCAGCUGGAUCAUUUUGUAAAAUGUCCUAUGAGAGUGAGCCAUGUCCAGAUGGUACAAGUUACUGUCCAACUGGUGUGCAACAACCAUUGCCGUGUCCAUCACAGUUUGUCUGUUUAAGUGGAAGAGCACGACGACAGCGUCUUUUGACUAGUGUUACUGUUUCUUUUGUCGUCAUUAUUGUUGUUUAUGUUGCAGUUGUGGAAAUUUUUCAAUGGCUCGUUUUGAAGAAAAAGCUUUUAGGACAACAUACUUUAGAGGAUGCAUCAAACGUGAGCAAUUAUUUCAAGAAACCGACGAAAUCAAAAUCGAAAUCGAAUCCGACUUUCCAAUUAAAUAUUCAUCUUUACAGAGCUAAACUACGAAAUGUGACACGUUUUGAUCUAGAACGAAAUGAAGGUUUUACAGGUCGCAUUACUGCUGGUCGAUUAACAGCAUUAAUGGGUGGCUCUGGCUGUGGUAAAAGUAGUUUACUGGAAACAAUUCACGGUCGUCGAAGAUUGCAUGCAAAUGGCUACAUUAAGUUUGCUGAACACGAACCAUUAAAUAAUAUUCUUACGGAUUAUAUUGGUUAUGUACCACAAGCCGAUAUUAUGCAUGAUGAUCUAACCGUCUUUGAAACUGUCUAUUAUUCUGCACGAGCGAGACGUCUAAAUGAUUCGCAGGAUAUCAUCAAAAAUGACGUUUGUUUUGUUUUGGAAAAAUUGGGAUUGGAAUUCUUGCAUAACAGACAGAGAAAACGCGUCAAUGUUGCUAUGGAAAUUGUUGCAUGUCCAAAGGUAAUACUUCUAGAUGAGCCAACAUCAGGCUUGGAUACAGUUUCUUGUGAUCAUCUAUUUGAUUUAUUACAAUUAAUAAAAUAUAGUGCCGCUGGACCAGUAACAAUAAUAAUGGUUAUUCAUCAACCGAGUCAAGAACUUUUUCAUCAAAUAGAUGAUAUCUUUUUUUUAACUCCUCAUUGUUGUUUGGCUUAUCAAGGUCCACGAAAUAAAGCAAAAGAAUUUUUAUCAGAAAAAAUUUUCAAUCAUUCAACUAAAGAUCAUCCUCCUGUUCGACACAAUGAUUGUGAUACAUGCUUCCUUAUGUUAACCAAAGCUCCAGAAUAUAUUGAAAAUCAUUCAAUAGACAAUCAAAUAAUUAGUCAACCACUCAAAACAUAUUCAUGGACGAAAAGAUGGUGUUUGCCAUUUCUCUAUGUCGUGUCUCGUUCUAUGAAGCAAAUAUAUGUACGUGGUGCCAUUGCUGAAGCAACCUAUAUGCUUGCCUAUUUUUUGUUGGGUGCCUGUGUCGGUUAUCUAUUUGAAAACAAACAACAAGGUACAUGUGAUAUACAAGUGUUGCCAACAAUCUACUUUCUCAUGAGUCUUUCCUUUGGUAUUUUAACAUGUAUAUCAAGUCAACGUCUAUUUGGCGUCGAAAUAACAAAUAAGACAUAUGAACGAGAAAGUCGAAAUUAUUUUCAUCCAUUUCAAUAUUGGUUAGCAAAAAGCUUAGUUGAUAUAUUUCGAAUGAUUUUCUAUCCAUUAUUAUUUCUCAGUAUGCUUUAUAUUGAAGUUGUACCACGUGGUCCAUUUUCUUAUUAUCUUAGUAUGAUGAUACUUCUUUCAUUUGUUUGCUCGGCUAUCGGUCAACUAACAUCAGUAAUAUUCAAUCGAACUGAAUAUGCAUAUUUAGCUGGUACUAUUGUUGCUCUUCUAUCUUGUUUAUUGUCAGGUUUCAGUCCAACUAAAACUGAUCUUGGUCGAGGAAAAUUUAUUGUUACUCUUUCUUUUUCUCGACAUGUGCAACGUGUGUUAUUUCGUCAUGAAACAGCACAUUAUGUUGAAGUAUAUAACAGUACUUCAACUCAUAUAUGGCUAACUCAAGUCAAGUUUCUUGAACACAAUUUCUCAUUCAACGACAGUGAAAAUCCAUUUUUUUGGCUAAUUUUAAUUGGAUUCGUUUUGCGUGCCAUUACUUUUUUAUUUCUAUACGCUAAAUCUGAAUAUCGUUCUACAAUUCGAUUUCAUGUCACUCAUUUGGGUCCUACUAUUCAAAGUUUAUUUCGUUGUGAACCUUGUCGUGAGAAAGCUUCUUCUCCAGAGGAGGGCUAUCAAUUAUAA